AAUGAAUAGUAAGUACGAGUAUAAACUACCUAAACAACCUAAAACGGAUAAACAUAUUGGUCCGUCUACGGAGCCUAAUUUUAUUAAAGUCUUUGCAAAUUUCUCAUCUGAUGGUGUUCAAUAUAAAAGUAUUGCCAUUGAUGAGGAAACCAACGUUGGUCGAGUAUUAAUAGAAUCUUUGAAAAAGUAUACUAUUAGUGAAUGUGAGGCUGACGAUUAUGAACUAUUUGAGGUAAUUGGUAGGGAAAGUGCGUAUGGAUGGGUUGAAAAGUGCUCAAGGAAGCUUGGUAGUUACGAGAAACCUUUAGCUUUACAGAAGUUUUUUAAACCUCAGACUGGUUUCUGUAGAAAAUUUGAAUUACGUGUUAAAGAGGUUAAGAGACGACGAAAUAGUCAAUUGGAGGAUGCCGUUGAAGCCAUUUCUUCUUUAGACAAUCAGCCAUCCAAUUAUAAAACUGUUAUGAUGCCUACCGAAGAGCCUUAUCUCCUUCUUUUGACUGGUAGAGAUGAGAAUGUAGACAAAGUUAUUUAUCCAUUGAACAACGCUGUUCUCAUUGUUGGUAACGACGAAAAUGGAUGCAACAUAAGACUCUAUAGUCCAGAAGUUGGACGGCGUCACUGUUGGUUAAAAGUUCACAGAGAAGAUCAACAAGUAUACUUAAGUGUAGAACCUCUGGCCGAUUGCCAAGACCCAAAGCAACCUACUACAGACAGACAGUACUUAAGGGAAUUAUCAUUUGAGGAAGAUUUAAAAGAAUACAGUAAAGAGGAAUUAGUUGAAAGAUGGUUCACAAUGAAACGUGAAUUCUAUGAUAAAGAUGACAAAAGAUUCAAGAUGAAUUUUGAUACGGAUAAUGUGGAAAGCGUUCUUGAAUAUACGUUCAAUCUUAUUAAACUAGGAAAUCAUGGUUACAAACUAACGCCAGCUUAUAUAUUAGCAAUGACCAUCGAAUACUAUGCAAUACAUAAGGAACAAAGUAAAACAAGACAACUCUUGCUUACUAUCGCUGAAUAUGUUCAUAACGAAGUUGUGAAUUUAAUUGAUACGAUGGCCGAAGAAUAUAAGAAAGUGGUUAGCGAUGACAAGAUAAAGCAUCUGGAGAAUGACUUGGAUAGGCUUAUGCAAUGGUCGUCGAAUAGUUCUGAAGUACGGUUCUUUAUUCUUCAAAAUAUAACUCAAUACUUAAUGGAUCCCUCAGUAUCUUUGCAUCCUGAAGACGAACAUUUAAAGAAUGUUGAAGAGAGAGUAGAAACGUUAUUAACCGAAGUUGUACUUCAUACUAUUCAAUCAUUAAUAUUCUAUACUACUCGUCUAUUAUAUAAUUAUCUUAUUAAAACCGUUCAAGUAGAGAAUUAUAGAAAAUGUCAAGAGGACGAGUAUGAAGAAGAAUUUAGCCCUAUGAUAAGCCUGUUUCAAAAAAUACUUCAAAUGUCCGAAAGAAACCUUAUCCAUCAAGAUAUUCUUCAUCAAAUGUUUGAAUUUAUAUUCUUUUUUACUAAUGCAACACUCUUAAAUGAAAUAUUUAAGCAAGAAGAAAAUUUUACGUGGGAUUUCGGUGUUCAUUUAAAGUCUCGUUUGGAUUUAAUACUUGAAUGGGCCAAUAAGAAUAAAUUUCAAGUUGAAGUUAUAAAUAGAAUGAAGAAAUUGAUAGAAUUAAGUAAUCUAUUGUGUACGUCACAUAUUGUACUUAUAAGGAAUAGUUGGUUUGAAUUGAAGAAGAAAUGCCCUUCUUUACAUCCUGCUCAAUUGAAUUUCAUCUUGAAAAAUUAUCAGCUGAAAAAUAAUAGGAAAAGGCCCGAUUCGUGGAGGCCAGAUAAUUUUCUUCUAGCUGAAGAUGAGGAUCUUAUUUUUGAAACUUUCACCAAUUAUCCGACAAUGUUAAUACCGAAAAGAGGCUAUGUUUUAGAUUUAUAUGCCCGAAUUGAAGAUAAAUCUUUUUACGAACUUCUAUCGAGAGUUCCUUUGGUUUCUUUCAAUGAUAAUUUAAUAACAGCAAAAUAUAAUAGGAAAUCAUCAAAGUCGGCUAUCAACGCUGAUUUAACUUUUUUCUCUAGCACAACAGAUUUUGCUGCACCGAUCGUCGAUGAAGAAUUAGGAGAAAUUGAAAAAAGCUUUACUCCUCCGGAAUUCUCUUGCAGAAUUCGAGCAUCGUCAGCUGUACAAGCAAAUCUUGGAGUAGAACAGUUAGAGCUUCCUUCCAGGUCAAUGUCUUACUCGGAAAAUUGUUUUGAAAUUCCCUCUUCAACUAAACAAAUAGACAAUAUGCCAGAAGUUAUUAUUUCUUCACCUCAACCAAUCAGACCACCUAGACUGAGGAACCACAAAAAACUAAAUACAGAAAGUUCAAAUGUCACGAAACAAGAACGAGAAGAAGAAGAGAAAAACACGAGCGAUCAGGUUAACUCUGAAGUAGAAGAGAAGAAACUGGUUGUCCCGCAACGAAAGAAAAAAGCGUCGGUGUCUAGUUGUUUAUCAGAAACAGCAAAAGAUGAAGAAACGAAAAUUGAAACAAGCUCAUCAUCAGGUAAAUCAUGUCUAAGCGUGCCUGGAAUUUCUCUCGUAAAUAUUAGAAAUACUUUAAACUCUCCAACCGAGUCAGUACUUUCCUCUAACUCUGAAAAAUCAAUUAGCGAUAUUAAUAUAGAAAUGCUGGAACUAAAAAGCAGACGUUCCUCUAUCGAUAAUAGAGUUUUAGAUCAUAAUAACCCAACUCCUUUACAGAGAAUGAUUAUGCUUAGACAGGCUGGCGAACUCUUUCAAGUCAAUGAGAAUUAUACAGCGUAA
Molecule: messenger RNA, 2785 nt
Organism: Dimorphilus gyrociliatus
Lineage: Eukaryota; Metazoa; Annelida; Polychaeta; Dinophilidae
Source: the annotation of a GenBank genome assembly